AUGACGCCGGCAUCAACCUACCAAGUCCUCCACCGCAUCGGCCAGACCUUCUGCCACGUCCAGUACGCCGUCUGCGGCGCCGCAGCCAUGGUGGCAUAUGGCAACAACGCCUGUUGCUGCACUCACGUGAGUAUCGUGUGCCCGGCCUACGCCGGAGACGUCAUCAAGUCGUGGGCCGCAGCUACUAGCGACAUGCUGGUCUAUCCUGUCGAUAUGGGCUUUGGCGCAGAUAGGGCUCUAACGAAGAUUCUAACAAUGCCGGCGCUCGUGGACCGGAUUGCUGCCGCGUACGUGCUCGGAUUCGGCGGGUCUGCCACGGAAGAGGUUUGCUUGGAUGACGUAGCGGGCGACUUGACCUGGCUGCUGAGCCGGAUCUGCGAGGACGACCGGCCGGAGCAGCAGCUCACGAGCCAGGGUGUUCCCGCUAUUAGGAGCCCGGAGUUCUGGAUCGACUUUACGAGUGCGCAUCCCGGGCUUCCCGGGCUCUUUUACGACGCGGGGCUUCGGGCAGGGGUCGCUGAAAGUGCUAGGCCACAAGUUGAGCCGGAAGAUUCGCCGCUGCGAGACGGCGGCAGCGGCCUAGGGAGGAAGAGGCGGCUCACGGCAGGUUUUAACCUCGGACUUCACCGGCGUCGCCGGGAAGGGCCGAACAUGACGAGGGCGGAGGCCAGGAAGAUUUUGUCGGAUCCGCCAUUCUGGCGGAGGUCGUCCGGUCAGAUGUUUCGCCGUCGACGCGAGAUUGAGGGUUCGCUCGUCGGAGAGCCCAUGUCGGGUUUUGGCACCAGGGUCUCUCGCUUUUUGUUUGGCGACUCCCGCAAGUCGACGACAAGGCUCCGGGGAGGCGGCGAUCAUACAUGGCGUUACUCUCCCGCGGUUACCAAUUAA
Colletotrichum navitas is the source of this 885-nucleotide messenger RNA. RefSeq lists its product as uncharacterized. The record is from RefSeq and is a predicted model, not a curated record. The transcript has 2 exons. Bases 1 to 885 code for a protein of 294 amino acids. NCBI's taxonomy places the organism in Eukaryota, Fungi, Ascomycota, Sordariomycetes, Glomerellales, Glomerellaceae.